UUAUAAGCUUGGAGUGAGGAGAAGAAGAUCACAGAUGAGCACCACCAUGAAAAUCAUGUCUUUUGCUAUGCUACUUAUUGUCACGUUUUCUAUUUAUGUUGAAGGAUCCGACAAUUCGUUGUGCUGCAACACACAUGCGAACUUUGGAGCGUGCAAAACACAGCAAGAAAGAAAGAGAUGCAACACUUGGUGUCUUAAAGGAUGUAAGAACAAGAAAGGCGGUUUUUGUAAACGUCUUCCUCGUGGAGGAGCACGAUGUCAUUGUUACUGCUAAAAACAUAUGAUUAUGCUUUUGCGUUUGCAUAG
Molecule: messenger RNA, 306 nt
Organism: Brassica napus (rape)
Lineage: Eukaryota; Viridiplantae; Streptophyta; Magnoliopsida; Brassicales; Brassicaceae
Product: putative defensin-like protein 23
Exons: 2
Coding region: 35-274 (79 amino acids)
Biological process (GO): defense response to fungus
Cellular component (GO): extracellular region
Source: RefSeq, a predicted model, not a curated record